This is a messenger RNA of Ostrea edulis (European flat oyster), 459 nucleotides long. RefSeq lists its product as uncharacterized. NCBI's taxonomy places the organism in Eukaryota, Metazoa, Mollusca, Bivalvia, Ostreida, Ostreidae. The transcript has 4 exons. The record is from RefSeq and is a predicted model, not a curated record. The coding region runs from base 33 to 368 and encodes 111 amino acids.
CAGAUUGUAUAUAAAGGCAUUCAGUCGAUCAGAUGUUACCUGCAACGUCUAGAAUCAAAAUGGGAAAACUACUACUUGUUCUGACUCUCCUCGUCUGUCUGGUUGCGCUGUCAUCGGGUAUUCCCAGUGGUGGGUGCCAUUAUGGACAUAAAAGAUGUCAUGAUUCGAAACCUUGUUGCAAUGGAUAUGAGUGUGAUUACAAAUACGGCCAUUGGGGUUGCUGCGAAAGGAUUAUCUGGUGGCGCCCAGGUGUUAUUGGAGAGAACCCAGAUACAAUGUACAAUGGGAAGAGACCACCGACCUUCCAAAAUGUAUGGUGGUACUGGUGGUUAAUACUGAGACAAUGGCGCCAGAUCAUCGGGAAAUGACGAUGCAACAAACAGCUUUUCUUGAUUUAACGUUAAAUUUGUGAUUUGAGUCAUUUUCCUGCAAAGAAAUAAAGUCUUGUGUACAUUUCCA